GCCGUCCGCCGAUACUCCGGGUGCGCGUUCGACGAUCCUUCAGUUCGCUGCGAGCGCUCACACAGAAAGCGAGUGCUCCGAGCUCCUCGUGUUUCUCGCAUAUAAGUGCGUGCCAGGCGGCAAAGUCCGCGUUUUAGGGAAUUAGGGAAAUACCGCAGACAUCGCCCUAGCUAACCACCGCGUAAUUUCGUUCGAUCAUUCGAGGUAUUCCGAACGAGGAGAGUCUCCGCGAUUUCGAGACCCGGUACCACCUCGUCGUACGAUCAAGAGCGCGAAUAAAAUUUGAAUAUCGAAAGAGGGAGGAUAAGAAAUUGAUCAAUAAUCGCGUAAAUUAACCGUAUAUAUUAUACAUAGACUGUAAUCACCUUCGUAAUCUAGUCAACCACGCAAUUACGUUGUAAAAAUAAUUCGUUCAUGUGUCGAAGAUCGCCCAUCGUUCGAUUCGUACUUUUUGGUUCUUCGGUAUAAUCGAUUACUCAAAAGUGUAGCAAAGUAAUCAAUCGGAAUCGAUCGAAGUGACCGAGAUUGUAUACCACGCGUCAAGUUCUCCCAUACGGAUGCACCUUGUCUCGAUUUGACAUUUUCAAGCGGUUAUCGAGCGAGAUUUUUUAUUCAAAGAUCGUUGAAUAAAAAAGAAGAAACCGGGGGAAAAAGCAAACUGUGAAAAGUGCUAGGAGGAGUAAAAAGUUUUUGUGAAAAUUUUUCGAGUUUUAAGUAAAAAGACGGCUCCAUUAAUGGGGGUGUCCGGUGAUUGCGCGGUGCGCUCCGCCGGCAGUAGGAGUCAUCCCUGUCACUGCUGCAGUCACGCGGCCAACGCGAACGCAAGUGCUUCGUCGCAACAUCAUCACAAUCAUCACCACAACAACAACAAUAACAAUAACAACAACAAAAGCAACGACUCGCAUCAUCAAAACGGUGCAGACACCGUCGGUGUAUUGGCACCUCUGCGUAGCAAGAUGAAAGUCCUGAAGAAACUUAAACGGAAGAUGGGUCUAGCUCCCAGGUCGUCCAGUGGUGGAACCAAUAAUCUUCCACCGUUGACCUUUCACCGGGUUCACGGGGACAAUAUCAGACUCUGUAACGGGGGGACGAUCGCGAGGAGACACGAAAGCUUUUGCAAGGGUGUCACUUUCAGCGCCAGACCCGUACGAAUCGGGGAAAAGGUGUGCGUGAAGUUUCUCGAGAUAUCCGACAACUGGAGCGGCGUUAUUCGAUUCGGAUUCACCGCCAAUGACCCGAUCAACCUUCGCAGCGGUCUUCCGAAAUAUGCCUGUCCGGAUCUCACGAAUAAACCCGGCUACUGGGCUAAGGCUCUCGCCGAACGUUUCGCUGAAAGAGACACGGUGCUAUUUUACUACGUCACGUCGGCCGGCGAUGUGCACUUCGGCGUUAACGGAGAGGAAAAAGGCGUGUUCUUCAGCAGCGUUGAGACCCGGGGUCCCCUAUGGGCGAUAAUAGAUGUCUACGGAAAUAGUACAGCGAUAGAAUUCGUAGACCCGAAUAGACAACAUUUCAACAAUGUCAAACGUGGCGCGGAUCACAGCAACGAGGAUAACGCCCAACAUUCGAGACACUCGGCGAUGGAUGACGCGAGUAACGCGGGUCGGGAUGUCGAGAGAAUUAUCGUUCCUACAAUGCAGAGUAUGUCCAUCCAUCAUGAACCGGACGUCGAUCUACCGGGACUGAGGUUUCAACCUUCCGGUGUCGUCUUCAAGUCGCUACCUUUUCACUCAACUCGCGGGCGUAACAUAUGCUUCAGUAAUCAACAGUGCGUCGCCACUCGCAGCGACACGGAGUUCUGUCACGGAUACGCCUUCACCGGACGACCCCUUCUCCUGGGAGAAAGAUUGGUCGUUCAGAUCCUCGCGACUGAACCGAUGUACGUCGGUGCCCUUGCCCUAGGUUUGACCUCCUGCGACCCGGCGAAACUCACCGCCGAAGAUCUCCCGGACGACAGUGAUCUUUUGCUCGACAGACCCGAGUACUGGGUGGUAUCGAAAGACGUAGCAUCCAGCCCGCAGCCUGGCGACGAAAUCGCGUUUACCGUCACCCAUUACGGCGAGGUGCAAAUGAGCAAAAACGGAGGUACACCAAGCGUCGUGAUGCACGUAGAUCAGACUCUUCAGCUGUGGGCGUUCGUUGACGUUUACGGAUCAACCCAAAGAGUGAGAAUGCUCGCCAGCAGACCCACCUCUCCACCGAGGCAGCGGCAGGGUCCGGCACCGAGUCAGCACUCCAAUCACAGCAACGCGGCAACGGAGUUAUCGAGAUUUUCCGAAAUGGUUCAGUUCAAACCAGCCGUUGGCGGUGGCACGGUUCUCGUCGUGAAUCUACCCCCUCAGGGCGGAUAUCCUGCACCUCCGCCGUCGACACCGCAACCAGUUUACGCCGCCACGUCGUCUUCGGCAUCUUCGUCAUCUCACAGAAAUCCACCACCGGUUCAUCAUCCACCGCCUCCUCCGCCGCCGACGGUAACCGUCCCCCAUCCCGGAUCUUCGCGACAAUCUCCACCGCUUACCGGGACCAUGAUAAGCACGGGAUCAUCGACGUACGUUGACCCCGUUUCGUAUCAGACAUUGGACGGAACCCUGACGUCGCAAGCUUCUUCGCACCUGCAACAGUGGAGCGAGGGACUCCAACCAACGCCAGGACAACCAAGCGAGUGCUCGAUAUGCUACGAGCGUAAUAUAGACAGUGUUCUUUACAUAUGCGGUCAUAUGUGCAUGUGCUACCCCUGCGCGAUUCAGCAAUGGCGGGGCAAGGGAGGCGGACAUUGUCCGCUAUGCAGAGCCCUGAUCAGAGACGUUAUUCGCAUAUAUAGAUCCUGAACUGACUAUAAUUCUGAUUCUGAUUAUGAUUAUGAUUAUGAUUAUUAUUCGAAUUCUAAUUGUAAUCGUUACUCUUGCUACAAUAGAACUCGAGGAUUUAACAAUUAAGGACUCGUUGACGCUCGUGAAUCUAGUUAGUUUUCAGUUCUUAUUUUCUCCAUUUUUUUUUUUCUCUUUAUAUCAACGAGUUCGAGGUGCUCCGAGGUCAACGCCACGUUUCGGUUGAAUUUCUCAACAUUUAUAACCUGCCAAAAUACUAGAGAGUUAUAUUGUAUAACAUAGUUUACUGCUGACGUUUAGCGAGCUUUUUACGAAAUAUCAACCUUCAUCCCCGCCAUUUGCACCAUAGAGAGAUACAUGAACGAAUGAAGAAGUAAAUAGAUAAAUGUACAUGAUAUUCUCUUUAUCUUUCGAUGGUGUCAAGAGAAGGGAUUUUGCAAAUGUUGAUGAUUGACUCUAGAGAAAUUAUGGCACCUCCGAGAUUAUUGAUAACACAUACGUGUAGUAUAUGGUAUUAUACAAUAUGAUAUACGAUGAUAUGUACACUCUCCCGAUAUUACAUGAGUAUAAAUACGGAGGUUUUGAUUAAUUCGUGUUUCUAUUUCCGGUUCGAAUCUCGUGAUCGUCGUUUAGUCGUUUGAUUCAUCAUAUUUACAGGAGUGUCGGAAACUCUGUCAAUUAGACCGUCAAUAGAAGGAAUAAAUGAGAGAUAUCUUAAAUUAACGGAGAAGAAUAAUAUAAAAUAACAAGUGGUGGCGUGAGAAUAAGUGCGAGUACUCUCAUUAAUCAACACUGCCAUCGUGUGAUCGUAAAGAAUAUAGGGAGACACAAAAUUACAAUAUACUCAAAAUGACGAAUUGCCAAUCGCGCUUCUCCCGUCGCCGUUUCACUCGGUAAAAUGAUUCGACAAUGAUCCCGUAUUCAUUUGCCCGUCGCGUUCUCUUUGCAUGAACGAGCUUAAGUGAUUGUCUGUCUGUUUGCCUGUCUUUCUCGUAUUUGAUUGGAUGAUGAAUGGAUUGGGAUAGGUUGACUCUAGUUUUACGAAUUGUGUUUUAUACGAGGUAGUGUAUCGUUAUCAUGCUAAUUAGUAAUCAUUAUUAUUAUCACCACCAUCAUCGUUGAUGUCACUAUUACGACUAUUGGUAUGCUAUUAUAAUUAUCAUCAUCAUCAUCAUCAUCAUCAUCAUCAUCAUCAUCAUCAUUAUUAUCAUUAUUAUUAUUAUUAUUAUCGUCAUCAUCAUUACAAUCGUUGAAAUCGUCAUGACUACUAUUUAAUGUAACGUACGUGUAAUUAUCAAUCAUCGCGGGUUUAUAAGAGUUAGGGCAUUUAGGUAGACUAGAUCUUCUCUUUCUGUUUUUUUGUUCAUAAAUUGUUUCUACGGGUUUUUUCUCUUCUUGUUUGUAUUUCUUUUCGAUUUUGGGUGUAUAAAUAAUUAGUCAUGAACAGAGAGAGGGAGAGAGAGAAAGGGAGAACGAGAGAUUUUUUUUUGGUUUUUUUUUUUUGAGAAGACGAAGAUAAACUAUUAUUAAAUAACUGUACUUCUGAUAGAUAAUAACAGUUGAUCAGAUGGAAUACUUUCGCAGCUCUCAAAUUCACAUUGCCAAAGAGAUCCGCAUGAUGUUCGAGCCUUUUAUCGAAAUUGGCUUUUUUCUUUGUUGGAUUAAAUUGAAUCAAGACAGAGAAAAAUGUUCGUUUUAUCAAUUCGAAAGAUGGAUAAAUGUGGAAAUCAAAUUUAAAAAAAAAAAAAAAAAAAAAAAAUUAACAAAGAACGUGCCAAAUGCAGAAACACGCACCCUUCUACACGUAUGACUUUGGACUUCUUAAACACAGAUAAUAUGAAUAAAAUUAAAACAAACAGCGCAUGAGUAUUUGAAACUGAGAAAUUUGCUAAACAUACAUAAGCCAAUCCACUUUACGAUAGUAUAAUAAAUCUUACGAUGAUUUUGUUGACGUAUUGAAUGAAAAUACAACCUAUAGAUUUGUUACAAUAUAAUUUUGAGCUCUAUAAUUUGUGACAUGGUAUACGACCGAAAUUUGCAAGACUGUUGAGAAAAAGGAAAAUCAUUCUUUCAAAUCACGGCCGUCACAAUAACAUUUUUUACAAAGCUAUCUUAUUUUCAUACGCUACAAUGAAACAAAUAGAAAAAAAAUGUAAAGAGAUACAAAAAAAAAAGAUAAAAAAAAGAUAAAACCUAAAGGAUACCAAAAAAAUUAAUAGAGAUAAUAAUAAUAGAUACAGGUCGUGCCUUAUGCUCGAAUCGCAUUUGUCUCGUUGAUUUUAUGGUUCGACUGGACUUGAGGAACUCGACUUAACUCCACUCCUAUAUUGUAGGCACACAUAUCUUCUCAGAUUUCUCGUUCUGAAUAUGAUAUUUGUUGGUUGUGAAAAAAGAAAAAAGGAAAAAAAACCGUUUCAAAUGUAAAAUAUUUGCGUGACUAAUGUCUAUGAAAAUGUAUAGACGCACGUCAAAUUUUAAAUUCUACUUUUACUAAAAUCAAUAUUAAAGCUUGAACAUAGGUGCGAUUAUGAUCGAAAGUUCGCGUGUGUGGGUGUCGAGGAGUACGAUUUAAUUAAUGGUCGUAAUUGAUUCGAAAAAUUCUUUCGGUUCAAUUUGCAUAUUUCGAAAGUCGCGUGGAUAUUCAUCUAUCCGAAGAUCGAUUACGACGAUUUAGAAAAUUCGCAAGUUUUUUUUUUUCCUUUCGACUAUUAUUACGAUUAUUUUCUUCUCUCAUAUAAAAAAAAUGAAAACGAGUAAUUAGUCAACACAAUUGGGUGAAAAGUUAGACUCGCGCCCUUAAUUGAAUAUCAAUAUUAUUAUUAUAUUUUUUUUACUUUUGUUCUUGUUCUAUAUCCAGAAAUGAUCACACACGCAAAGCAGUAGUGAAAUCUCUAGUCCUGCGAGCGGCAGCUCAUUCUUGGAUCUGCCAAUCCAAAAAAAGAAAGAAAUAUUAGAUUAAAAAAAAAUUAAAAAAACUAAAAAUACAAAUACAAACAAAUGAAUGAACAAAAAAAAAAUGUUAAGUAAACGAAAAAUUUAUAAAUAAAAUAAUAAAUACGAAAAUAUUAAAUUAUCGUGUAUCAUGAAUAUGCGCAAGCCACAGAUCUAUUAGGAAAUAUAAUUAAUUAUUCUAUAAAUUUAAUUUUUAACAAUAACUACAACCUUCUAUGUUAUAUAUUACAUAUAAUAGGGUAUGUCAGGAAGAACCGUUCCCAAAAAUUCGCUGAUAAUGAAAGAGAUAAAAGUAAAAGUAAAAUAACAGUAUAUGAUAUGGUCAUCGCGUAAAAUAUUAUUGACGUAGGUGAUAUAUUAUUAAUAUUAUCAUCAUCAUUAUUAUUGUCAUUGUUUUAUUAUUGCACUGCUUCAUCAUAUUUGAUUUAACAAUUUGAUCAUCGACUAUUUUCAUCAUCAUGACUAUUAUCAUCAUUAUUUAAUCCAAUAACAAUAUCAGUUCGAUAUUAUCAAACAAUAAUUAUUCACUAAUUUAAAUGUGCUGGUAUUAUAACAAUUAUUCAAGGGAUUUUAGGUUUAUUUUUUUUAUUUGCUAUGUAAUUGACGAUGCUUGUGGAUAACCGUUUUAUUCUAAUAUAUCAUUUUGAUAUCUAGCACUGUUUGGACUAUAAUAUGGUUCUGACGUUAUCUCAUAUCUUUCAUUAUAAUAGUGCAACUGAAUAUUCUUUUUUCAUGAAUUAUCAUCACCAUGAACGUAUCGCAUGCCAGUUAUAUAUUAUUAUUAUUGUCAUUAUUAUCAUUAUUAUUAUUACGUGUACGUGAAAUUACCUUUACGCGUUAUGUGAUGUCUUAUACACCCUCAUUAUGCUAUUCAUUAUUAUUACAUUACAUUAUUAUAUCAUUAUAAAUAUUAUAUACCUACCUAAUAAGCUACGCCCGAAUUUUUUUUCGGACAAUGUAAAGAUGGCGAUGAUGUUUAUACAUAUGUAAUAUAAUUCACGCAGCUAAACGCUGUAAUACAAUAAAUCCUUAAAUAUCUCUAA
Molecule: messenger RNA, 6823 nt
Organism: Athalia rosae (coleseed sawfly)
Lineage: Eukaryota; Metazoa; Arthropoda; Insecta; Hymenoptera; Athaliidae
Gene: neur
Product: protein neuralized
Exons: 4
Coding region: 735-2828 (697 amino acids)
Molecular function (GO): ubiquitin protein ligase activity
Source: RefSeq, a predicted model, not a curated record